AUGCCAAAGGUAAAUACUGUAAAAAUUGAUAAUGGAGAAAGUGAUGAAUAUAAUUCAACAAAUCAAUCACCGAGAAAAUUAAAUGAUUCAUCAGGUUUGUCAAAAAAGAAGAGUGGAAAUAUUUCAAGAAAAGCUAGUUCCUUUAUUUAUAAAAUAUCAAAAAAUUAUAAGAAGGGUGUAUCAUUUGUUAAUAAAAAAGGUGAAUAUAUUAUAGGAGAUGAGGAUGCUUCAAAAAUAACAUUCAGAGAUUUUUUGAAUUGCCCAUUAGAAUAUCAUACGAAUGUAAUGGGUACAGUUCUUUUUAUAUUGGGAAGUGCAUUUUUUUUGUAUCCACCUUUAUAUAUAUCGGGUUGUGUUACAUUUGCAAUUGCAUGUGCAUUAUGUUUAUACAGUAAUUUUAUAGGAGCUAUUAAUAAAGAACAAAGGAAAAAAAAUGAAUACUAUGGAUUCAUUCAUUAUAUAAUAGGAUGUGCUAUAUUUAUAUUGGGCUCAAUUUAUAGUUGUUUCGAAAAUGAUAUUUAUUCAAUAAUAACUUUUAUAAUUGGAAGUUUAUUUUUUUUAUGGGGAUCCAUUAUGUUCUUAUUUUCUAUAAAAUUUACUCAAAUAAAAAAUGUUGAUAUUAAUAUUUUAGUUGUAUUCUUUUCCAAUUUUAUUGGAGGAAUUUUAUUUACAGUUGGAAGUGUGUUUUUUUUUUAUCCUCAAUUAUAUGAUGCAGCUUGUUACCUUUUUAUUAUAGGAAGUAUCAUAUUUACUUUGGCUGUAUAUUUUGACUACAUCAUUUAUAUAAAUAAUAAUUUCACCUUGGAUAUUGUAUAA
This is a messenger RNA of Plasmodium falciparum 3D7, 816 nucleotides long. Its product is annotated as putative YrhK domain-containing protein. Bases 1 to 816 code for a protein of 271 amino acids. NCBI's taxonomy places the organism in Eukaryota, Apicomplexa, Aconoidasida, Haemosporida, Plasmodiidae. The record is from RefSeq and is a predicted model, not a curated record. The transcript has a single exon.